UUAAGAAGAUGGCAGCUUUAGUGGUUAAGGGAGACAAAUAUCGUUCUCUCCUCCAUGGAGAAGAAGAGAAGAAUACCAAAUGGAGAUUUGGUACCCUUCCUAAUUACAAUACUGUCAACAAACUCUUUGAAGAAGGCAGAACCAAGGUAUGGCCUGCCGGAUCACUUGAAGAAAAGGUGCAGAACCUUGCCAAGUCAUGGGAAAUGGAAAUGAUCCAUAAGACUCGUAUUGAAGACUUCAAGACAAUUGAUCAAAACAAGUUUACUUUCAGCCUGAAUGGGAGGAAACCUCAAACUAUGGAAGAAAUACUUAAGCUUAAUGGAGGAUAUGACCUACACUGGCAAACUUCUUUGCCCAAGGAGUUAAGGGGUUACAACCCAACUGAUGAUGAAACUGCAGUUUCAUAUUUGAAGACUUUCUCAACAACAUUCCCAAGAGGGUUUGCUUUAGAGGUUCUCCAAGUUUAUAGUGGACCUCCAGUUAUUGCUUAUAAGUUCAGGCACUGGGGUUACAUGGAAGGCCCUUUUAGAGGACAUGCUGCAACUAGGGAACUGAUAGAGCUCUUUGGCAUGGCCAUUUUUGAGGUGAAUGAGGAGAUGAAAAUUGUGAAGGUGGAGUUCUUUUACGACCAUGGAGAAUUGCUUGCUGGUCUCCUCAAGGGUGCCAAAAUUCAUGGCUCGGCUAAAGAAGCAACCGCAACUUUAAGCUGCCCUGUGCUCAGCCACAUUGGCUGAUGUUGCCUUGUCAACUUUCAUAUGCAACAAAAAUAAAUAAAGGAAAAUCUUAACUAUGUGCUCAUGAGUUAAAGUGAAUUUAUAAUAGCAAAUCAUACAAAAAGAUGAAAUUCAGUAAAAUUUUGUCUUUUGUAAAGUCCGUGGUAUUACAUAUUCACUUUAAUAUG
Pistacia vera is the source of this 901-nucleotide messenger RNA. RefSeq names its product pathogen-related protein-like. The record is from RefSeq and is a predicted model, not a curated record. NCBI's taxonomy places the organism in Eukaryota, Viridiplantae, Streptophyta, Magnoliopsida, Sapindales, Anacardiaceae. The coding region runs from base 9 to 734 and encodes 241 amino acids. The transcript is spliced from 4 exons.